AUUUGAAAGCGAAAGAAAGGAAGGGUUAGAAAAUUAAAACAAUAAACUGAUAAAAAAAGAAAGAAAGAAAGGGUUAGAAAAUUAAAACAAUAAACUGAUAAAAAAAAAGAAAGAAAGAAAGAAAGAAAAAACAGAGCUUCAUAAUAUUAGUGCAUUCCCACCACAUGCGCAGACACGUGAUCUAGGAUCUCUCUCUAGGAUCUGCUUCUUUCUCUUAUCAAUUCUCAUUCAUAAUCAUUCAUUCCUCCAAUCUACGACUUUCUGUUGUUUCUCCCUCAACACAACACAACAUGUUCCUCUUUGACUGGUUCUAUGGCAUUCUCGCUUCCCUCGGUCUUUGGCAGAAAGAAGCCAAAAUUCUCUUCCUUGGUCUCGAUAAUGCCGGCAAAACCACCCUCCUUCACAUGCUCAAAGACGAGAGAUUAGUUCAGCACCAGCCGACGCAGCACCCCACUUCGGAGGAAUUGAGCAUUGGGAAGAUCAAGUUUAAGGCUUUCGAUUUGGGGGGCCAUCAAGUUGCUCGCAGGGUCUGGAAAGACUAUUAUGCCAAGGUGGAUGCUGUCGUGUACCUGGUUGACGCCUUCGAUAAAGAGAGGUUCGCGGAAUCUAAGAAGGAGCUCGAUGCCUUGCUUUCUGAUGAAUCCUUGGCAAAUGUUCCAUUUCUUGUGCUAGGCAACAAGAUUGACAUCCCUUACGCAGCUUCAGAAGACGAGCUACGAUAUCAUCUAGGCCUGACCAAUUUCACCACAGGCAAAGGAAAGAUUAACCUCACAGACUCCAACCUUCGACCCCUUGAAGUGUUCAUGUGCAGCAUUGUGCGCAAGAUGGGGUAUGGUGAAGGCUUCCAGUGGCUUUCCCAAUACAUCAAGUAGAGAGUCCUUAUUCAUUCUUAGUUCCCCUUUCUCUUGUCAACUAGCACUGUCUGCAGUUACAUCAGAAGAUAAUUUACCUUUGUUUUUGCUUUUGAUAAUUUUUUAUUGGAUGAUUUGAUACAACUGCAGUGAUAUUACAUGAUAAAAUUUGUAUCUUCAAAGAUUUUUUUGGGGGAAUGUUCUCCUUUAAAAUACUGAAUUCUGUUGUAGCCUUGUAGGAUGGUAUGACAUGGCAGGAACUCUAAUAAAUCUGGAAGAAUGUUAGUCCAAUUUCUUCCCUGUUACAUGUG
This is a messenger RNA of Glycine soja, 1162 nucleotides long. Its product is annotated as GTP-binding protein SAR1A. Lineage: Eukaryota; Viridiplantae; Streptophyta; Magnoliopsida; Fabales; Fabaceae. Bases 291 to 872 code for a protein of 193 amino acids. The record is from RefSeq and is a predicted model, not a curated record. Gene Ontology annotation, cellular component: endoplasmic reticulum exit site; COPII vesicle coat. Gene Ontology annotation, biological process: intracellular protein transport; endoplasmic reticulum to Golgi vesicle-mediated transport; membrane organization. Gene Ontology annotation, molecular function: GTP binding; GTPase activity. The transcript is spliced from 3 exons.